Messenger RNA from Dicentrarchus labrax (European seabass), 1532 nucleotides. RefSeq lists its product as uncharacterized. The transcript has 9 exons. Lineage: Eukaryota; Metazoa; Chordata; Actinopteri; Moronidae. Bases 49 to 1482 code for a protein of 477 amino acids. The record is from RefSeq and is a predicted model, not a curated record.
GUUUCUCCGGAGACGUGUACGAGCAGAAAGGAGUGGAACUGAGGCAACAUGUGUGCCAUGUGCAGCAAUCAUCAGCAGCUGCUUCAGCUAAAGACUUUAAGACAGUUGAUGUACUGCAGUACUGUCAUCACCAUCCUCUCUCUCAUGCUGCUCUAUACCUACAAGGUCGACAAGAUCAAGUUUUACAAAGCAACCAGUGAGCCUCAGAUUUUUGUGCAACCCACAGUGCCUCAACAGUGUGGUCAAGGACAAAUAGUUCCUCAGGGACAAAAGGUGGCAGUCAACAGGACAAAAACGCUGCUCAUAUCAGCUUAUCAGGAGCACCGUACAGGCAGAAAGGAGGUUCGUGUUAUUGCAGUGGUGCUGAGGAGUGAGACAGUAGCCUAUCGCUGCCUCCUCUGUUGUCAUGACCAACUGUACAUCUCUGAAGGUGUCAGCAACAUCCACGCUGAUCACUUUGGUUUUGCAUAUGGGACAGCAGACAUCAUGUGUCCUCUCCCCUCAGGCUGUGAGACUCCAUCUUAUAUCACUGUGACCUCUGCUGCAGCAGACUCUGAAGACAAAGAGUUUUUGGAAGUGAAUAACCAGAAGGCCAUAAGUGACUCCUUUCCUUACAAUUUCACCGUCUGCCUCUCCACCAUGUUUGAUUUCACCAACGUGCUGCAGCUGGUCCAGGGUUUGGAAAUGCUGCAGUUACUGGGGGUGAACAGAGUUGUCAUCUAUAAGACCAGCAACAGCCCUGAAAUAAAGCACGUACUGGACUACUACACACAAAAAGGUUUAGUAGAGGUGAUUCCUUGGUCUAUGUCCAGAUUUCUGAAUGUAUCUCGAGGCUGGCUGCCUGAACACGGUCCAGGUGACCUCCACUACUUCGGCCAGAUUGCUGCUCUCAGUGACUUUAUUUACAGAUACAUGUACCAAUCCAGAUAUGUGGCCCUGCAGGAUAUAGAUGAGCUCAUACUGCCCCAGUCAGUCAACAGUUGGUCGGAGCUGUUGCCUCUGCUGGAAAAGGAAUAUGGCGCUGACAAGUGUUACAUAUUUCAGAAUAACGUGUUCCCCAACACCAUCACUCUGCCUCCUCCGACCUCCGAAACUCUGCCCCCACAGAGCCGCUGCUGCCCCGGCUGGCAGAAUGUAUCCGGGGUGAACAUUCUGGCUCACCUGUACCAGGAACCCAUCAUUAAAGAGACUCAUAACCUGAACUACAAGAUAAUUGUCAACCCCCGAGCUGUGUUCAUCCCAACCGUCCACGGGCUGCUGCACUCACUGAACGGCUGCUCCUGGGUUGACAGGAAUAUAGCACGGAUGUACCACACCAGAGCUCCAAAACAACCCAAUCUGACACCAGACCAGCUGAUUUAUGAUGGCCGACUGCUGAGCUACAGUGCCCAGCUCACAUUGACUGUCAAUACUGUGCUCAUGGAGAGUGGACUUCUACCAGAGGAUUGUGUGUGUGUGCUAGAACAAGAAGCCAAGUUGUAACAUGCAGACAUCUUUUUUAACGUCUUUUAAAUAAAUAUAUGUUUUAAGGA